Molecule: messenger RNA, 234 nt
Organism: Arctia plantaginis
Lineage: Eukaryota; Metazoa; Arthropoda; Insecta; Lepidoptera; Erebidae
Source: the annotation of a GenBank genome assembly
AUGCCUGGUUGCAGCGACAGGAGCUGUGAUCAUCACAAGUGUGUGUUCUACAUGGCUGAGUCGCUCAGGUACGGUGGCUUCACUGGCGCCCGUUGUGAUGAUUUCUCCGCUGCGCUCGUUGGCAGAUGCCAAGGUCCUGACUCCCUGAAGAUGGGUGGUACUAAACCUAAAACUGGGAGUUCCGGCAUCUUCCACUUGGACACCAAUGCAGAGUCACCUCUAUCUAAAUUUUAA